Daphnia carinata is the source of this 993-nucleotide messenger RNA. RefSeq names its product aggrecan core protein-like. The record is from RefSeq and is a predicted model, not a curated record. NCBI's taxonomy places the organism in Eukaryota, Metazoa, Arthropoda, Branchiopoda, Diplostraca, Daphniidae. The transcript has 4 exons. Gene Ontology annotation, molecular function: carbohydrate binding. Bases 1 to 993 code for a protein of 330 amino acids. Gene Ontology annotation, biological process: biological process involved in interspecies interaction between organisms. Gene Ontology annotation, cellular component: external side of plasma membrane.
AUGCAGAGCUUCACAAUCUUGUUCUCCAUCUUCGUCGGUGUUUGCCUCGUCUUCGCUUCUGGCAAAGCACACCAUGAAGAAGGGCAUUUCGAAUCUAUCGUAGACCAAGCUCACGAAUCAACGGUAGAAAAGACUGAAGGUAACGCUGAGUUAAACGACGAUGCCAAAAAGGCGUUGCUACCCAUGUUGGCUAUGAAGCCAUUGGUGGUGGCUUCUGGUCUGCUGGCUGGUAGCAUGUUACCUAAUAAAAAGAGGCCUAAUCCAAGCCCUGGUAAACCUGUUGAAAACAACGUUGUGGUAGCAAUUGGCAACAGCGAUAACGUUGAGAAAAGCGAAGAUGAAUCAAGGAAAUUAUUGCUACCUCUUCUGGCUAUGAAGCCUCUGUUUGUCGCAAGUAUGUUGGCUGGGAAUAAAUUGCCAUCUCCAGGAAUUGGCAUCACCAUUACUAAACAUGAAUCGGCUACUAAUUCACCGGUUAGCAGUACGACAGCACCUCAACCGACGCCGCAACCGACGCCUCAACCGACGCUUCCACCAAUCCCAACCCCUACGCCUCCAGGUCCAGGUGCUAACACUUGUCCUUCUCUGAACGGUUUCCCUUGUUAUCGGCUUCCAUCCGGGUGCGUCUGUAUGAUCAGUAAUCAAAAACCAUGGAUCGAUGCUCUGAGUUAUUGCGCAGCCAACGGCCGUAAACUAGUCAGCAUCCAAUCGCAAGCUAAGAAAAUGGAACUUCUAACUUAUUUACCUUCUCUGAUCGGCACAGGAGUCGAUGAUAUCUUUCAAUUCGUCGGUUUCUGGACGUCCGGCAUUUACGCUUUGACCGCGUACACUUGGGCCAGCAUCCCGGAAUAUUUUACCUUCACUGAUUGGCGCGCCGGAGAACCAGAUAUUACGAAUCUUCCUCGUGCCACUUGCAUUCGUGCUGUGCCAACAUCUCGUUACCAAUGGGAUGAUAUCGAUUGCGGCCAAUUCUUGCCUUUCCUUUGCGAAUAA